Molecule: messenger RNA, 2259 nt
Organism: Sinocyclocheilus anshuiensis
Lineage: Eukaryota; Metazoa; Chordata; Actinopteri; Cypriniformes; Cyprinidae
Product: SLAIN motif-containing protein-like
Exons: 9
Coding region: 135-1886 (583 amino acids)
Biological process (GO): cytoplasmic microtubule organization; positive regulation of microtubule polymerization; microtubule nucleation
Cellular component (GO): microtubule plus-end
Source: RefSeq, a predicted model, not a curated record
CAAAACACCGCGAAUGAAGCAUAGCGGCGAUAAACCCGCGGGUUACUUAUUUAAAUCUAUUUAUUUAUUUAUUUAUGUAUAUAUUUAAACAUUAAAUCGGUUAUUUGCAGAAACCGGGACGGAAGGAGAGGAGAAUGGUCGUCCCUGAUGGUGGAAGUGUCCAGCCAGCGGACAGCGGUGAUGCAGACGAGGUGAUGUCCAGCUCAGAGCCGGAGUUCGGUCCCAAUCUGACCGCGGUGGAGCUGCAGGAGGUGCGUAAGCUGCAGGAGCUGGUGCGCCGUCUGGAGGUCCAGAAUCAAGCCCUGCGCAACAGGGGCAGCAAACUCACCAGCAACGGCAACCUCUCCACCGGAGCUAACAGGAAUAACCUGCACGGGGCCAUGGACACUUCUCCCGGAGCAGAGGAUGCUGGGAACCUGGAGGGCAGCAGCAGCGGUGAGGACAUGUCUCCGCUGCCCGAGGCCUCCAGGCCGGAGGAGGAUGGGUUCUUAGGCUCCAAACAAACACUGGGAGGCUUCGAGCCGAGUUUGUCUCCGGAUCUCUGUGAUUCAGAGACACUGGGAGCGAGGGAUGCGGGUAUGGACCAGUCCGGCCUGGACGAGGUGGAUGAGCUUGACUUAGAGACGUGCGCUCAGACCGAGGAUGAAGACAGUUGGUUGUACAUUUCACCAAAGAAGCAGGUUGCGGCUGAACUGGGGCCUGAAUCACCACUCAAAUGGUGUCGAAAAGUUCUCGAUCAUCCCAGUCCAGAGACUGAGGUCGCCUGUCGCACGCUCAUCAACCGACUAGACCAAACGUCUAGAUGGAAGAACGUGUACAGUAGCCCAUCUCAGUCCAGUGAGGCUGGCGUCUCGGCGUCCUCGUCUGCUGGGUACCUCAAAUCAACUAACAAAACACUACUAACCUCUGGCAGCUCAGGUUGCAUGGGCGUUCCCUCUGCUCUCAGCUCACAGUCGUCCAUUGACAGUGAGUUAAGCACCUCAGAUGACUCCAUCUCCAUGGGCUACAAGCUUCAGGACCUGACCGAUGUUCAGAUAAUGGCUCGUCUGCAGGAGGAGAGUCUCCGGCAGGACUACGCCUCUACCUCGGCCUCGCGCCGCAGCUCCUCGGCCUCCCUGCAGUCUCUGCGUCGAGGCACCUACAGCGACCAGGAGCUGGACUCCUACAGUCAGGAGGACGAGGAGGAUGAGUGCUGCUCUCUGCCACAGCGGCUCCAGCGCUACUCGCCCUCCCCCCACGGCUCGCCCCGCCGCCCACGCAUGUCCCGCCGCUCGCUGCGGGGCCCGGGGCCCAAACGCGAGGGUCUCCGGCAGGACUACGCCUCUACCUCGGCCUCGCGCCGCAGCUCCUCGGCCUCCCUGCAGUCUCUGCGUCGAGGCACCUACAGCGACCAGGAGCUGGACUCCUACAGUCAGGAGGACGAGGAGGAUGAGUGCUGCUCUCUGCCACAGCGGCUCCAGCGCUACUCGCCCUCCCCCCACGGCUCGCCCCGCCGCCCACGCAUGUCCCGCCGCUCGCUGCGGGGCCCGGGGCCCAAACGCGAGGGUGUAUCAUCUGCGAGGAUGAGGGCUGAUGGCCAGUCCCCUCUCUAUCUGCGGACUCCCAUGAAAGCCCUGAGCCCCGUCAGCUCGAUGUCUGCGCUGCGACAGCAGGCCAAAGGGCCAGCGAGUGCCCAGGGAGGGCUGAGGAGGUUGCAGUCGCCCGGGCCCAACAACGGGGUGUCAUACUCCGCUGCUGUCGCCCGGCAAACGCCAGGAAGAGGCUUGACACCCGCUUCACCUUCAUCCAGAGGCAGACUUCCACAGACGCCCAGGAGCAGAUCUCUGGGAAUGACCAAACCGUGCGCUCCCGUCGCUGACGAGGCCUGGAAAGAUGGUUGUUACUGAAGCCCUGAGAACUUCAGCUGUUUUCCACAAAAAGACAUGGCAGAGAAAAAUCAACACAGAGUCCCUAAAACCGGAGCCUCCAUAAUGAGAGGAACAAUGGAUCAGACACAGUUUGCAUUCAAAGACGACAACACAUUUUAAUCUUUGCUUGAUUUUCAGAUAUCAAUAUACUUUUAUUUUCAUGAGAAUGGGGAAGUAUGAGAAAAGUAUGAGAACUUGAAUAAUGAAAAAGGUUUGAUGUCCUGUAAUACUUGUUGUUUUUGUGAAACAAUGUGUGGAAUUUAAUUCCUAAAUGCUGUGGAGUAACCUGAUGUUGGUUUUGCAUGUCUAUCUGUUUUUAGAAAUGAAGGAUAUAUUAUUUUUAUUUGUGGGG